AUGGAAGUAGAAAACCCAAGUGAAAUAAAUGCUAAUCUAAUAGACGCCGAGAACCUGAACGAUUCCCUGUUUGAUGGGGAUGAAGAGAACACUGGAGCAGAGCAAAUCAAGAAUGAAGUAAAUGGAAACUGUCCAGUCUCUUCAAUUAACGAGGCUAAACUUAAUGCCAAAGCCAAGAGACGCCUGCGCGCAAAAAUUCUUCACGUGACUCGGGGAGAGGAGACUCUGUCAGCGAUAAUGGGGAGAACUCCAGGGGGGUCCUACCCACCAGUCCAAAAACCAAGCUUAUGGACCGCAAAUCACGGAGCGGGAAAGGGAGGGGGCUGCCAAAGAAAGGUGGAGCUGGUGGCAAAGGGGUAUGGGGGACACCAGGGCAAGUAUAUGAUGUAGAAGAAGUUGAUGUCAAAGAUCCAAAUUAUGAUGAUCAGGAGAACUGUGUUUACGAGACAACUGUGCUUCCCCUGGAUGAAAACGGGUUUGAAAAAUCUGUCACACCAAUCAUGCAGGAGUACUUCGAACACGGCGACACCAAUGAAGUUGCAGAGCUGUUAAAAGAUUUAAACCUUGGAGAAAUGAAGAGUGGUCUCCCAGUGCUGGCGGUGUCCCUUGCACUGGAAGGAAAAGCUAGCCAUCGUGAGAUGACAUCGAAGCUGUUGCAUGAUCUUUGUGGCACGGUGCUCAGUGCAGAAGAUCUGGCGGCCUCCUUCGAUAAACUGCUUCAAGAGCUGCCCGAACUCGUCUUGGACACACCCAGGGCACCGCAGCUGGUGGGUCAGUUUAUUGCAAGAGCAGUUGGCGAUGGGAUUCUGAAAAGGAACUACAUGGAGAGUUACAAAGGCACGGUGGACUGUGAACAUGCCCGGUCUGCCUUGAACCGGGCAACAAUUUUGCUGACCAUGAGCAGAGGAGGAAGAAGAAGAAUUGAUAGUGUUUGGGGGACUGGUGGAGGUCAACAGCCUGUCAAAAAUUUGGUUAAAGAGAUUGACAUGCUGCUGAAAGAAUUUGUGUUAUCUGGGGAUGUAUCUGAAGCUGAACGAUGUCUUCAGGAGCUGGAAGUACCUCAUUUUCACCAUGAGCUUGUAUAUGAAGCUGUACUAAUGGUUUUGGAAGCGAGUGGUGACAACACCUACAAGGUGAUGCUGCAAUUGUUAGAAUCCCUGUGGAAAUCAGGAAUUAUUACAUUGGAUCAAAUGAAAAGGGGUUACGACAGAAUUUACCAUGAGAUUCCAGACAUAAAUCUGGAUGUACCGCAUGCGUACUCUGUCCUGGAACGCUUUGUGGAAGACUGCUUUAAAGCUGGAAUUAUAUCCAAACAGAUCAGGGAUCAAUGUCCUUCAAGGUGA
This is a messenger RNA of Staurois parvus, 1343 nucleotides long. NCBI's taxonomy places the organism in Eukaryota, Metazoa, Chordata, Amphibia, Anura, Ranidae. The record is from the annotation of a GenBank genome assembly.